AUGGACAGGACCUGCUUGGUUUUUCAUCUUGUGGUAAUAUUAUGUCUCCUUAGGACUUCCAUAGCACGAACCAAGACCAUCACAACUGACCAAUCUGCACUUCGUGCCUUAAAAUCCCAUGUUACAUUUGAUCCAUCAGAUGUGUUGUCAAGAAGCUGGAUAUACCAAAUCCCAGUGUGCAACUGGACUGGAGUGAAAUGCUCGUCUCUCCACCAAAGAGUAGUGGCCCUGAACAUUUCUCAUCUAGGCCUUCAAGGUAACAUUCCUCCACAAGUCGCAAACCUCUCUUUUCUCAAUUCAAUCGACAUCAGUGGCAAUGAUUUCCAAGGCAACUUGCCUGAGGAGCUGGUACAUCUGCAGAGACUCAGUUAUAUCAAUUUCAGCUUCAACAAGUUCAGUGGAGGGGUUCCUUCAUGGCUUGGUUUUCUGCCUAAUCUUCAAUACUUAUAUUUGGCAAAUAACAGUUUCACAGGUAUUCUUCCAAGUUCCCUGUUCAACGCUUCCAAAUUGGAGGACAUGAGAAUUCCUUACAGUCAAUUGGAAGGUAUUAUAGCUGAAGAAAUUGGUAAUCUUGGCAAUUUGAAGAUCUUAGAUUUGCAAGAUAACGAGCUUAUGGGUCUAUACCGCGGACCCUUUUCAAUAUUUCGUCGUUGCAAGUAA
Coffea arabica (coffee) is the source of this 660-nucleotide messenger RNA. The record is from RefSeq and is a predicted model, not a curated record. Lineage: Eukaryota; Viridiplantae; Streptophyta; Magnoliopsida; Gentianales; Rubiaceae.